UCGACCCGAGACUAUUUGCUCUUCCUUUCAACUCUUUUCUCUGGCGCACUCGCGAGUUUUGAUUCGCAACCGUUGUGAGGAUAAUGUGAGUCUACUUUCUGUUUAUAUCUGUGUUAUGUCGUGUACUGCUCGAUUGUGCGAUAUGGACUGAAGUGGACACUGCUCCCGAAAGAUACGAAACCGGUAUCUGUCUUGAUAAUCGCACUCUCUGCUUUACUACCCUCUGCCCAAUUCAGCUCGCUAACAACGCACUCUUCUUUCCUCCUCCAGAAAGAUGGCUCAAACCGCAGCAAACCGCUCGUUCAUUGCCGUGAUUGGCGACGAGGACACCGUCACCGGACUGCUUCUGGCCGGCACCGGCCACCUGACGGAGGAUAAGAAGAAGAACUUUUUGGUCGUCGAUAACAAGUCAUCGGUUGACGAUAUCGAGGCUGCGUUUGACGAUUUCACUGCUACGAGAAAGGACAUUGCUGUUUUACUUAUCAACCAGCACAUUGCGGAAAAGAUAAGAUACAAGCUGGAUGCGUACACGAAUGCUUUCCCUGCUGUUCUUGAGAUUCCCUCCAAGGACCAUCCUUACGACCCCGAGAAGGACAGUGUCCUCAGACGCGUGCGGAGAUUGUUUGGCGAAUAAGCAACAGCUUAGAUCUAAUGCGGGUGGUUGUUUUAGGUGGAGGAUUGCUCACGCCGGCUUGUUCGUGCUCUCUGAGAUAUCAUAUACGAAGGGAGGAUAUCAGUGGUGGUGCUUGUAAAAAGGCAACUGUAUCAUAAAUAUGUUUAGGCCACUACCACUAUCUGCUGUGAGCAUGGUAAUAGUAUAAUUGAUCAUCUAUUUAAUCUUAGCUAGUAGUUAG
Molecule: messenger RNA, 854 nt
Organism: Myxozyma melibiosi
Lineage: Eukaryota; Fungi; Ascomycota; Lipomycetes; Lipomycetales; Lipomycetaceae
Product: putative V-type ATPase F subunit
Exons: 3
Coding region: 275-634 (119 amino acids)
Biological process (GO): proton transmembrane transport
Cellular component (GO): proton-transporting V-type ATPase, V1 domain; fungal-type vacuole membrane
Molecular function (GO): proton-transporting ATPase activity, rotational mechanism
Source: RefSeq, a predicted model, not a curated record